AUGAACGACGAACAAUUAAUUUUAUUGGUACAGGCCAAUGAGAGUUUAUGCAAUAAAUAUAGUUCCGGCUAUAAACUGGCGGACAAAAAAAAAAGAAUUUGGACGGAAAUUGCUGAGCAGAUGCAAUUGCCAGAUGAAAUGUGCAUAAAAAGAUGGGGAUGCUUGCGUGACAGAUUUGCGAAGGAAAAGCGAAUGGAAAACCUUCCUUCAGGCAGUGGCUCUAAAUAUAAAUCUCAGUGGCCAUUGCUGCAAACAAUGGAUUUUAUAUCUCCACAUAUCAUUCCAAGGCCCACACGUUGUUCUGUAAACAUUCUGGAUAGUACGUACACGUGUUUGGAAAUAUCGCCAUCACCGGAGUCUCAAUCAUCCUCUCCAUCUUUGCCAACAGUAGAAACUAUUUUAGAAGAAUGUGUUGAGAUAUCGUCACCAAAUAUCCCAAUAGCUCCAAAAAGAAAAAGAAAAGGCACAGAAAAUACUGACGUAGACCAAAGUUUCGUUGAAGCAGUAGAAGUUUUCAAAAGUUUGUGUGAAUCCACGUCAGGAAAGAAAAAAGAGGAAGAAAAAGACCCUCUUAUAGGAUUUUCGAAAAUGAUAAUAGCCACAAUUGCUACAAUGCAUUCAAAAAAACAGAUUGAGACCAUACAAAAGGUAACAGCAUUGGUGAUGGAAAUGAAGUUAAAGCCGGAUAAUUAA
This is a messenger RNA of Calliphora vicina (urban bluebottle blowfly), 693 nucleotides long. RefSeq lists its product as uncharacterized. Gene Ontology annotation, biological process: regulation of transcription by RNA polymerase II. The coding region runs from base 1 to 693 and encodes 230 amino acids. The transcript is spliced from 3 exons. Gene Ontology annotation, cellular component: nucleus; transcription regulator complex. Lineage: Eukaryota; Metazoa; Arthropoda; Insecta; Diptera; Calliphoridae. The record is from RefSeq and is a predicted model, not a curated record.